AUGCGCCGAAGGUCGAGCAGUUUCGUCUUCGUGCAUGGCCUCAACCCUCAUGGUCGAAAUGACCACCCCUUUGAAACAUGGACGGCUCCCAACAAGGUGUUUUGGCCUGGGGACCUGCUGCCCGAAGAUAUCCCUUAUGCGCGGAUCUUUGUUUAUGGCUACAACUCGAUGAUCACUGACGCGCAGGCCAUGUCGAACGCGAGCAUCAAAGACCAUGCGAAUACCUUGCUGAAUCUACUGGAUAUGGAGCGAAGCCCUCAUAUGCAUCUCGGGGGCCUCAUUGUGAAGCAGGCGCUCCUCAACGCCAAAGAAGACCCGAAAUAUACUUCCAUCCGCACGGCGACUUCUGGGCUUGUUUUCUUCGCAACCCCGCACAGAGGCUCAAAAUCGGUAGAGCUAGGGACGAUCGCAGCUUCGAUAGCCAGAUUUGUAUCUGAUGGCAGUGCAAGUAAUGAUUUACUCCACAGCUUAGAAUAUAACUCCAUAUUUACACGAAACAUGUCGGAGAGGUUUAGGCAUCAGCUUGAGGACUAUCGCGUUAUCAGUUUCAUCGAGGGAAAGAGGUCUCAAAGUGGUUUGAUUGUCGACGAAGAGUCCGCAGUUCUAGGCCUAUCUGGGCUGCGCGAGACACAGCUCAAGCUUGAUGCAGAUCAUACGAAGAUGUGCAAGAUAGCGAAUCGUGGCGGUGCCAUGUACCAUCUCAUCAAAGGAAACAUCAAGCAACUGGUAGACCAAGCGCUAUUAACGGAGCACGGUUAUGUCCCUCAGCCGGGACCCCGUCCCUCUGGACAGCCUCCGCCUGUGCCACCGCGGAUGCACUCGAAUCCAUACUCACCUCCCGGUGCGAGCCAGCCGUCCAAGACUAAAAUUGCCGGUACGGUGUACGUUGCGCAGGAUAACGAUCCUCGCUCUAUAAGAUGUGCGGAAAUGAAAAACAAAUGGCGGUGGGAUGAUGCUCGCGACAUCGACUACGAAAUGUUCCAGGAACGCUUGCGAACACUGGGUCCUGACCAUGCCAGCACACUUCAAGUUGGAUACAGCCUCGCCGAGACCGAACUGGAAGCUGAUUACCUUGGUAAGGCGCUUGAGUGGUGUCAAUGGGUCUCGGAAAAUGCGCAAUACACCUUGGGGCCAAAGCACAUCCUGUCCUUGAGGACAGAGAGUCUCCGCGGAGAGAUUCUCAUGCAGUACGGUAAAUGCGAGGAGGCCGAGUCCAUCUGCGCCAAAAUAUUAGCGAGCCAGCAGAUCAAUAUUGGCGAAGAUCAUCUCCACACUCUGGAAACACGACGCCGACUCGCCCUAGCGUACAAUGGGCUCGGCCGUCGCGAGCACGCAGUCGCAACCGCAGAGUCUUUGGCAGAAAACUAUAAGCGUCUGCUCGGAGACAACCAUAUCCUUGUUUUUGCCGCUAUCCUGGACGCACUGGACUGGCUGAUGUCGAACCCGACGGACAGUUAUGUCUCGAUGCACCUGCAGCCUGACGUACAGCAGGCAGUCGAUAUGCUGCCCCAGGUUCAUCAGGAACUCCAAGAAGGGCUGGGCCGCCAACAUCCCUUGACGAUCCGAGCCCUGACCCUGGUGGGUCGCGGCUUGACGCGCGCAAACCAAAUCAUCAAGGCCUCUGAAACCCUGCGACGGGCCCUUGCGAUAUCCGAGGAGACCCUUGGACCUGAGCAUCCCAUGAGCUUGGCUAUUGUCAGUAAUAUCGGCCUCAUGUACGCCCUACGGGAGCCGCAACUCUUGGCCGUUUCUUCCCGCGCCGAGGCCUAUCCAUGGCUGAAUCGGUAUCUGGACUGGCUGGAGAGGCGCCGAGGCGUCCAGAAUGCGGAGGUGCGGUGUGUGCUGAAGAUGAUGGCAGACUUGCAUUUCAUAGCCAAGGAGUAUGGACCUGCCCAGAAGUUCUACGAGCGAGCCUUGGCCGCGUAUGGGAACACGGAUGCAAACAUCUCCCAGCAGAUCAGCACCAAUCUGCAGCUGUGCCGGGCCAACAACAUGUUCACGAAUCGGGCAGGGGUGGGUUCGGGGCUUUCUGAGCUAUUGUCUUCGUUUAAGCGGUUCUAA
Messenger RNA from Penicillium chermesinum, 2061 nucleotides. RefSeq lists its product as uncharacterized. Gene Ontology annotation, molecular function: protein binding. The transcript has 5 exons. The record is from RefSeq and is a predicted model, not a curated record. The coding region runs from base 1 to 2061 and encodes 686 amino acids. NCBI's taxonomy places the organism in Eukaryota, Fungi, Ascomycota, Eurotiomycetes, Eurotiales, Aspergillaceae.